AUGAUAUGGCAACAAGAUGGAGCACCGCCACAUAAUGUCGGAGCCGUUCAAGAACACUUAAAUAACCAAUUUAAUGUGUGUAUCGGCAAUAAGGGUACCAUUACAUGGCCACCAAAUAGUCCCGACUUAACACCAUGUGAUAGUUUUUAUGGUGACCAGAGACCACAUUAUAUUUUAUUAAUGGAAUAUCUUAAUAGCUAUGGUAGAAGGGACGUAGUAGAAUUUCUUUUAUCGGCUGGAGCUUCAAUUCAAGCUCGAGACGAUGGAGGAUUGCAUCCAUUACACAACGCUUGCUCGUUCGGCCAUGCUGAUGUCGUCAGGUUGUUACUAGAAGCUGGAGCUAAUCCUAACACCAGAGACAAUUGGAAUUACACUCCACUACACGAAGCUGCAAUCAAGGGGAAAGUGGAUGUUUGUUUAGCUCUUCUUCAACACGGCGCUGAUGUUAAUAUCCGCAAUACGGAAGGAAAAACUCCGCUCGAAGUAGCAGACGUUUCGACGCGACCUGUACUUACAGGCGAGUACCGCAAAGACGAGCUUCUAGAAGCUGCCCGUUCCGGAGCUGAAGAUCGACUUUUGGUGUUGCUUAAUCCGUUAAACGUCAAUUGUCAUGCUAGCGAUGGAAGAAGAUCAACUCCUCUUCACCUUGCGGCUGGGUACAAUAGAAAUAGAGUUGUACAGUUAUUGCUUCAAAACGGAGCUGAUGUCCAUGCUAAGGAUAAAGGAGGAUUGGUUCCAUUACACAAUGCUUGCUCAUAUGGUCAUUUCGAAGUAACUGAAAUGUUAAUUAAGCAUGGUGCCAAUGUAAACGCAAAUGAUCUUUGGGCUUUCACACCUCUACAUGAAGCUGCUUCCAAAUCGAGAUUAGAAGUGUGUUCUUUAUUGCUGGCUGAAGGCGCAGAUCCUCAUCAAUUAAACUGCCAUUCCAAGUCUGCCAUAGAUGUAGCUCCAACUAGGGAACUGCAGGAAAGACUUGCAUAUGAAUAUAAAGGCCAUCUUCUACUUGAUGCAGCACGACAAGCUGACACGACAAAAAUUAAGAAAUAUCUUACUCCGGAUAUAAUUGGUUUUAAACAUCCCUAUUCGGGAGAUACCGCUUUACAUACAGCCGUCACCUCCCUUUAUCCUAAAAGAAAGCAAGUUUUAGAAACACUAAUAAGGUAA
Messenger RNA from Diabrotica balteata, 1164 nucleotides. NCBI's taxonomy places the organism in Eukaryota, Metazoa, Arthropoda, Insecta, Coleoptera, Chrysomelidae. The record is from the annotation of a GenBank genome assembly.